This is a messenger RNA of Diprion similis, 1280 nucleotides long. RefSeq names its product EF-hand domain-containing protein D2 homolog (gene Swip-1). NCBI's taxonomy places the organism in Eukaryota, Metazoa, Arthropoda, Insecta, Hymenoptera, Diprionidae. The record is from RefSeq and is a predicted model, not a curated record. Bases 277 to 864 code for a protein of 195 amino acids. The transcript has 4 exons. Gene Ontology annotation, molecular function: calcium ion binding.
GUGUACGCCUGGUUCGCAGUGAAGCCGAGCUUUUUUUUAUUCCGGAUUUUGAAUCACUGACGAGUUCGCGUUUCGAACAGACCGGUAAAGAGGAUAGUCGAUAUUUUUCAUUAGAGCGAGUGAGCUGCAGCGUUGAGAAUAAAGUCAAGACAUUAUUUGACGAAAAAUUACUAAAAAUAAGAAAGAAAUAAAGUAAGGCUUGACAUUUGAGAGAGGGAUUUAUCGCACCUGACAUAUCGACGGAGAAAAACAAAAGACAAUAAUACGAGAUCAAUAAUGGCCGACGCGGAAUUGAGUAACCUUUUAAACAGGAGACAGAGGAUCAACGAGGAACUUGAGGAGGGAAAAGAAGUGAAGAAGGAGUACAAAUACGUGAACGUAUACACGGAAUUCCACGAAUUCUCGAGGCGCGAAAUCAAGCAGUACGAACAGACCUUCAACAGAUUUGACGAUGGCCGCGACGGUUUCCUUGAUCUCGCUGAACUCAAACGGAUGAUGGAAGUUCUCGGGGCUCCGCAAACUCAUCUUGGCCUGAAAGCAAUGAUUCAGGAGGUAGACGAGGAUCGUGACAGCCGAAUCUCUUUCCGCGAGUUUCUCCUCAUAUACCGGAAAGCUCGAGCCGGUGAGCUGGACCAGGGAUCCGGGCUGGGACAACUCGCAAGACUGACGGAAGUCGACGUUGACGAGGUGGGCGUAAACGGUGCCAAAAACUUCUUCGAAGCCAAGAUUGACGAGCUACGCAAAGCCAACAAAUUUGAAGAUGAGAUCCGGAUGGAACAAGAGGACCGUAAACGCGAGGAAGAAGAAAGAGCUGCUAGACGCGCACAAUUUCGUGAAAAGGCUGCCCUCUUUGGUAAUAACUGAGAUAAGAAACUAGACGAAGAGAUGGGAAGAGAAGGGCAGAGGAGAGAAACGAAACCGCAACAUGUACACUAUAAAAGUUUAGAAGCAAAAAAAAAAAGAGCUCCGGAGUCAAAGUAUGCAAUAUAGUUUUGUAAAGUUUCGAUGUAUUUUAAAAUGUUGAUCAUUGUUUGUUGAUAUGAAGCUAGGUGUUAUAUAAUUCUUGAGCGUGUUUAUAAGUGGAUAUGUUAUAUGUAGAAUACGUAUAAUUGAAGUUAUCUAUCAGACAUCCUUGUAGUUAUGUUAAAGGUCAGAGGUAUAUAACAAUUUGCAAACUGCUCGCAACAAGAGAACGAAUAUAUUAUAAUGUAUAAAUAGAUAGAUAGAUAGAUAGAUGGAUAACUUCAAGCAAGAUCGUAAUAGUCAAUCUUCGUCACGAA